Molecule: messenger RNA, 2242 nt
Organism: Ostrinia nubilalis (European corn borer)
Lineage: Eukaryota; Metazoa; Arthropoda; Insecta; Lepidoptera; Crambidae
Gene: Y-b
Product: protein yellow-like
Exons: 1
Coding region: 45-1385 (446 amino acids)
Cellular component (GO): extracellular region
Source: RefSeq, a predicted model, not a curated record
ACCGGCCGCGUCGUCCGCGCCACACGCAGCCCGCGCCCUCGACCAUGCUGCUCUCGCUCCUCGUCCUCGCGGUCCUCGCCGCCGCCGCUGCUCAGAACGAAACGCAACCCCCCAGGCCGCCCGCCCCGCGCCGCGAACAAUUCCGCGUCAUCUACGAAUGGAACUCCAUCGACUUCGAAUGGCGCUCCCCAGAAGACCGCGAAACCUCCCUCAAUACCAACCGAUACAUACCGCAAAACGUCCUAAUAUCUGGCAUAAACUUCUACGGAGAAAACCUGUUCCUGACCCUGCCGAGGAUGCUGGAGGGAGUGCCGGCGACGCUGGCCACGAUCCCGAUGCAGCAGAGCGACACGGCGCCGAAGCUGCGCCCGUUCCCGAGCUGGGAAGCCAACGCCGUUGGAGACUGUUCCGCCCUGCAGUUCGUGCAAAACAUUGAAAUCGACAGGAACGGUGUUAUGUGGAUCUUAGACAACGGCCGCGUCGGCACCCUGACACAGCGCCCGGACCCCAAAUGCCCGCCAUCCCUGGUACUAAUUGACCUAAAAUCAGGAAAAAAUGAAAUGGAACGCAUUCCUUUCCCUGCUGACAUAUUAAACCCUAACUCGACUUAUUUAAAUGACCUCGUCGUUGAUAACCGGGACGGUGAUUAUGCGUACAUCACCGACAACAGUGCCGUCGAUCCAGGCAUAAUUGUUUUCAGGCGUAGCGAUAAAAAGUCGUGGAAAGUUCGCGAUACGAAAUCAAUGAUGUCAGUGCAUGAAGCAACAGCGUUCCGCAUCAACGGAACAAGUGUUAACCUUCCCGUUAAUAUCGACGGAAUCGCUCUGGGACCGCAAUUUAUGACCGCAGACGAUAAAGUAGAUAGGACCGUUUACUACUGUCCUUUGUCAAGUUUCCACUUGUAUGCCAUUAACGCGUCAGUUUUGCGCAAUGAAAACCUCGGUGGUGGCGAUGGCGCCCUCCGCCCCUACGUAGUAGACCUCGGUACGAAGAAUUCGCAGACCGAUGGCAUGAAGAUGGACUCGAAUGGCGUGCUCUUCUUCGGUCUAAUAGGCAACUCGACCAUUGCGGAAUGGAACACAACCGUCGAUUUCCAUGUUGGCCAACGCACGAUCGCCCGCGACCCCAACUACAUCCAGUGGGUGGAUCGGUUCACUUUCGACGACCACGGUAACGUGUACGUAAUAAUUAACCGAUUGUACAACUUCGUUAAGAACCAAGUGUCUCUGGGGGAGGUGAACUAUAGGAUUUUGAAGUCGCACACGGGGUCGAAGAGCUACGUGUUCGCGGAGGACCUGAAGCCGGCCAACGUGCCGGGCGCCGCGGCCGCCCCGUCGCUGGCCGCGUCGCUGCUGCUCCUUGCGCUGGCGCACCUGCUCGCCUAGUCUCCAUCAGUUUUCUCGGUCUCGGCCCAAUCGCGACCCUGACCCUGAAAAUCAGUGUUCAUAACUUAUCCGACGCUUGGACUGAUGCGUAACAUUACCAAAUAUUUAGUUACCUUGACCUCUCGGUCCUCCCAGUGAUAAUGCGCAUGUAGAUACAGCUUUGUAUAUCGUUAGGGUUAUAGGUUGUAAGGUACGUUUGCGGCGACCUUUUCACGCCGUGGGCUACGGAGCUAUGAAGAUGAGUCUCGUUUUCCGCCGGUGUAUGCAAAAGGUCGAGGACGUUCUGCCAAAUGCCGCGCCUCAUGCAAUAAUAUAAACAUUCCAACUCGAAUUUGAGGUGCAUCUGAGCUAAAAUAUUUAUAAAUUUACAUGUAGCUAUAGCUAAUAAGACUUAAAUUGAAUGUAAGUAAGGUUAUAAAGAGGUAGAGUUUUUACAUUUCACUUCAACUGAAUUUGAUUCUAGUAAACGUCUUAUUCCAUCAUUUAAAAAAGCUAUUUCAUAUUUGUUUACCUAUUGUAGCCAAUUCUGUGCCAUUUUAUUCGUCGGUUAAGGGUAGUAUUGAAUACAAAAGCCACAAGUAGCUUAACCGUUUUGGAAUAAUAAUAUUACAGUAUAAAUAAAAAACUCUACCUAUUUUAAAUAAAAUUAUCUUGUUUCCAGUGAAAUGAAUUGCGAGGUGAAUGCCAGUGGGAAAGUCGGUCUCAUAAUAAAUAAUUUAGAUAACUUAAUUACGAAAGGGUAGAUUAGGUUACCAGAUGUAUUUAAAUUAAAAUGUAACAUACAUAUUGUAACUAAAUUGUAUGGGUGUUAUUUGAACGUGACUGUGAGUGUAUUUUAAAUAAACGUGUUUAUCAUA